Molecule: messenger RNA, 22165 nt
Organism: Coregonus sp. 'balchen'
Lineage: Eukaryota; Metazoa; Chordata; Actinopteri; Salmoniformes; Salmonidae
Source: the annotation of a GenBank genome assembly
AUGGAGAUUACACAGCAUGUGUUGGAGCAGAGCCAAGAGUUGGAGCUUAGACUGGGUCUCCCAGAAUGGUCUGAUGUGGGAGAGGGGGCUAUGGGAGAGGACUAUGGAGAGGAUGGGAAGACUAUGGAUGGAUGGGGGGAAGGAGUUAGGAAAGAAAGAGCAGCUGUCUGGUGUGUUUUGGUGGGAUGUUUGAACGUUGCAGAGGUUUGCUGUGGUCAGCUGUGUUGAUAUUGGAGGAUGUUUGUUGUGUCUGGGUAGUGUGUAUUGUUGUUCUUCAGAGGGGUCACAGGGUCAGGGGAUCCAGACGUCACACGCUACAGUUCCACAGCUUGCCACGUAAACAUAAGAGACCGAAAAUGAAUGGAACCUUUUCUUCGGCUCAGCAUCUGUCCUCUUUAUCUUGAACAGCUGGGAAAGGUGGAUUGGACUUUAGAAUGGGUCAGGGGAAAGAGAGAGGGUUAAAAAUCAGGGAGAACAGAAGGGGUGUCGCCAAAUGGUGCGUAUAAUGGGGGGACGGGCGUGUUGACGGAAUCGGUGACGGGGUUCGGCGAAGUGUGAGCGAUGGGGGUGGCAUGGGAAAGUCACCUCCAAGUUCAAGUUAAAAAGGGGAGAGGGGGACAGGGGGGUGCAGUAGAGGGUAUGGCGAGAGGGGGGCAGAUGUUCUCAUCCGAGUGGGCGAUGACUAACGGGGACAGAGGGGGAAAGGGGAAAGGGGGUGUGGGGGGGCUAUCACUUGUCAUCCACCCAGACUCCAUUGAAGUCAUCCAAACUUGACCCCUAACCCCUCUCCCUCUCCCCCCUUCUUCCCCACUUCUUGCAUUGUUCAGGCCCUCUCUUGCUUCAAUGGCUCCAUGGCAUUCGGCACUAUUGUAAGGCAGUUUGGGGAAUUAAUUGUGUUUGCGUGCUCUGGGAAGGAGGGGGGGCACUGUGAAAGGCAGAAUAGGAUGGGGGGUGGAGGUAACUAACAGAGCUAUCAAUCAGGCUGGAGGAAAGUCAAGUGCAAGUUCACCCUUCUGAAAACUACCCAAACAGACUCCUCUGAAGACAUUCUCUUUGCUCCCCUCCCUCUGUGCUGUUGUUUCUCACUUUUUCAGUCCAAUACCCUCUCUCUCUCUCUCUCUCUCUCUCUCUCUCUCUCUCUCUCUCUCUCUCUCUCUCUCACACACACACACCCCCGUCUGGAGAAUGAAGCUGUCACUAGUGCACACAGUGUGAGGUGCUCACCACUGAGAGAGGCAGCCCCACUUUUCACAGGGUCUCAUUGUGGGGGAAGAGUUAAGGCUUCAGGCUGUCUGCUCUUGCUCAAUGAAACUGGCCAUUUAUCAGUGUGUGAUUCCCAGCCUAGCGCUAUAAACCCAGCCAAGGAGUAAUCCAGCGUCCUCUUUUUCCCCUCUUUUUCCCCUCUUAAUCUCUCAUUAACAACCCUGUUAUUCACCGGUAAUUAAGGUGUUAUUGAGAACACAAGGGCCUGGAUUGUGUCCAACAUCUAGUUGGGCAGAGAUGCAUAACUUGGUUUACAUAGAGCACUGGAAAAGUUUGGGCCUUUUUCUGUUUUUUGACUAAACCUUUACAUGAUAUUUCAAUAUCCCACGGGAGGCCAGUAUGAAAAAUGUAUGCACUCACUUAACUGUAAGUCGCUCUGGAUAAGAGCGUCUGCUAAAUGACCAAAAUAAAUAAAUAUAUAUAUAAAUAUAUAUAUAUAUACAGUGGGGGAAAAAAGUAUUUAGUCAGCCACCAAUUGUGCAAGUUCUCCCACUUAAAAAGAUGAGAGAGGCCUGUAAUGUUCAUCAUAGGUACACGUCAACUAUGACAGACAAAAUGAGGAAAAAAAAUCCAGAAAAUCACAUUGUAGGACUUUUUAUGAAUUUAUUUGCAAAUUAUGGUGGAAAAUAAGUAUUUGGUCAAUAACAAAAGUUUCUCAAUACUUUGUUAUAUACCCUUUGUUAGCAAUGACACAGGUCAAACGUUUUCUGUAAGUCUUCACAAGGUUUUCACACACUGUUGCUGGUAUUUUGGCCCAUUCCUCCAUGCAGAUCUCCUCUAGAGCAGUGAUGUUUUGGGGCUGUCGCUGGGCAACACGGACUUUCAACUCCCUCCAAAGAUUUUCUAUGGGGUUGAGAUCUGGAGACUGGCUAGGCCACUCCAGGACCUUGAAAUGCUUCUUACGAAGCCACUCCUUCGUUGCCCGGGAGGUGUGUUUGGGAUCAUUGUCAUGCUGAAAGACCCAGCCACGUUUCAUCUUCAUUGCCCUUGCUGAUGGAAGGAGGUUUUCACUCAAAAUCUCACGAUACAUGGCCCCAUUCAUUCUUUCCUUUAAACGGAUCAGUCGUCCUGGUCCCUUUGCAGAAAAACAGCCCCAAAGCAUGAUGUUUCCACCCCCAUGCUUCACAGUAGGUAUGGUGUUCUUUGGAUGCAACUCAGCAUUCUUUGUCCUCCAAACACGACGAGUUGAGUUUUUACCAAAAAGUUCUAUUUUGGUUUCAUCUGAAAUUCUCCCAAUCCUCUUCUGGAUCAUCCAAAUGCACUCUAGCAAACUUCAGAUGGGCCUGGACAUGUAUUGGCUUAAGCAGGGGGACACGUCUAGCACUGCAGGAUUUGAGUCCCUGGCGGCGUAGUGUGUUACUGAUGGUAGGCUUUGUUACUUUGGUCCCAGCUCUCUGCAGAUCAUUCACUAGGUCCCCCCGUGUGGUUCUGGGAUUUUUGCUCACCGUUCUUGUGAUCAUUUUGACCCCACGGGGUGAGAUCUUGCGUGGAGCCCCAGAUCGAGGGAGAUUAUCAGUGGUCUUGUAUGUCUUCCAUUUCCUAAUAAUUGCUCCCACAGUUGAUUUCUUCAAACCAAGCUGCUUACCUAUUGCAGAUUCAGUCUUCCCAGCCUGGUGCAGGUCUACAAUUUUGUUUCUGGUGUCCUUUGACAGCUCUUUGGUCUUGGCCAUAGUGGAGUUUGGAGUGUGACUGUUUGAGGUUGUGGACAGGUGUCUUUUAUACUGAUAACAAGUUCAAACAGGUGCCAUUAAUACAGGUAACGAGUGGAGGACAGAGGAGCCUCUUAAAGAAGAAGUUACAUGUCUGUGAGAGCCAGAAAUCUUGCUUGUUUGUAGGUGACCAAAUACUUAUUUUCCACCAUCAUUUGCAAAUAAAUUCAUAAAAAAUCCUACAAUGUGAUUUUCUGGAUUUUUUUCCCUCAAUUUGUCUGUCAUAGUUGACGUGUACCUAUGAUGAAAAUUACAGGCCUCUCUCAUCUUUUUAAGUGGGAGAACUUGCACAAUUGGUGGCUGACUAAAUACUUUUUUUCCCCACUGUAUAUAUAAAGGAGCUGUAGGGCAAGAUGAAUAAUGGAAAAUAGAUUAAACAAGAUACGAAAUGUCAGUAGAGAAUGGGGUAGGAAUGGUAGAUUUCUCAAGAACUCUAACACACACUGUUUAUUUCAUAUAAAUCAAUCCACCAAGCGAGGUGCUUCAAUAUAUUUCCCCAGAACCAGAUGGCCAUAUAUUGUCGGUAUUGGAAGCUCCUAAACCUGCUAACUAUCUAGGAGUUAUAUUUUACAAUGGUGAUCUAACACAAGGUGAUAUGUGCUUAAGGCACUACACGAAACCUAUAGUUAGGUCGUUAACAGAGAAUAAUUUACGAAAAAAGUCCACUUAGAUUGAUGAUAUCAGCACUUGGAUGGAUUCAUCAGCCAUCUUUCAGUGUCUUCCUCCCUCCUCCUCCCCUCACCUUGAUGUUGAGUGGCAUCGUAAAAAGGGGUCUUCAAUUCGUUCAUGACUCUAUAAACUGAGGAGCACCACCCCUGGCCCUUCUCUGCUUCUUGAGGUUAACAUUGUAAAGCCUGCAGGCAGGGAGAGAUUCAACUUCUGGCCCUCUGAAGGCGCUGUACUGGAAUCACUGAAUGAUUGGUUUAGUACUGUAAUAGUAGGUGAUAGGUCAUAUUCCUGAUGCCUGUUCAGUCUAAAAAAUAUUGUUUGUGUGUGUGUGUGUGUGUAUGUGUGUGUGUUUGUGUGUGUAUGUGUUUGUGUGUGUGUGUGUUUGUGUGUGUGUGUCAUCAUUAUUAUCAUCCUCAUUCUCAUCUUUUCUUCAUCAUUGUCAUUUUUCAACAGCUCUCUUACUUCCAUCAUUAUCCUCUUCUUCAUCAUCAACAACACCACCACCAUCAUCAUCAUCCGUGGCUGACUUCUUUCCUGAGGAUCUCCCUUGUCAUCUUCAUCAGCCCUCUUACCUCCAUCAUCAUCAUCAUCAUCAUCAUCUGAAUGGAGGAGAACUUCAGCAGUACCUGACCUCCCAUGCUCCUCUUCUCUCUCCCAGUGUUGGGCAGUGCCUCUGAGCUGGCCUUCCUGAAGGAGCCCAAUGAUGUCAUCGCCGUGCGUGACCGGCCCCUGAUGCUGGACUGCCAGGUGGAAGGGGAGGGGCCUAUCUCUGUGACGUGGCGGCGUAACGGCGUGCCCAUUCCCAUCGGGCUGAAGGCUAGCGUGUUGGCCAACGGAACUCUCCUGAUCAAGAGCUUCCAGAAGAGGAGAGAGAGCAACGAGACGGACGCUGGGGAGUAUGACUGUGCUGCCCAGAACCACUAUGGCAUGUUGAUCAGCCGCAAGGCCAGGGUUCAGCUGGCAUGUAAGUUACACACACCACAGACACCCACACACACACAGGCACAGAGACAUAUUGGAGCGCUCAUAUACACACACACACACACACACACACACACACAUUAGUAGUCAUACAUAAGACACAUGAUACACAUACUGUAUACUGUAAGAGUCAUGUGUGACACAUUACAUGUCAUGCAGAAGUUAUAUGUAAACUAUUUUGAAAUGGCUAGCAAGCCAUUGAAGUGAACAUAGCAUCUCACAUAAACCGUCUCUCAUGCUGGUCAAGACAUUCUUUAUGUGUGUUCAUUCAUUUGAUACUGCCCAUUGUGCCUUUAAAUCAUACCUGACUGCUUUAAUCCUCCCUUCCCAACCCUUCCUCCAUUAUCUGACCAGCCCCCCAGUUGGGACUGAACAUUAAUAACCACAGCACCUCCCCCCACUCUAAACCCCCCACUGAGUAGACAACCUUUCAUUCACUAACUCCCCUGACCCCUCUCUCUGGCCAAAUAAAACUAGAAGUGGGCAGUUGGGGGUUGGGAGAUGCAGGGGGUUGUGGGUAAACCAGCAGAAUUAUGGCUCUUGGGAGGAUUGGUGGUGCUCCCCUCAGGGAAAGGGGUUACCAUGGAGAUUAACUUUCAUUUAAGAAAAAUGCCCUAACCGUAUUGAUUACAAAAUCGCAUAGGUUGUUGGGCAGUUGCUCUAAGCCUAUCAGAAAGACCUGUCUCCAGGGACUUUGUUGUUUUUUGGGUUCUAGGACAUUGAAAACAGUCUUGGAUAUGUCUUUUAAAUUCUCUGAUCUAUUUUCUCUCACACACAGCUCUCCCUAAGUUCCACAUACACCCAGAGUCCAUGUCGGUGGAUGAGGGUGGCGUUGCCAGACUGACCUGCCAGGUGAACGGCAUCCCAGAGGCCAACAUCUCCUGGGAGAAAAACAGAACCGCUUUGAAUACUGACGAUAACAGGUAACGCAUGGACACACACACACACACACACACACACACACACACACACACACACACACACACACACACUAUAAUUCUCCUUUCCUGUAUUCAGGUACACCAUCCUGCCCACGGGGAUACUGCAGAUAACCGGUGUAAGGCGGUCUGACAGUGGUGUGUAUCGCUGCGUAGCCUCCAACAUCGCUAACACUCGCUACAGCCACGAGGCCCAGCUCACUGUCACUGGUAAGAGAAGCUGUCCUCUCUGAGUCUGAAUGUGUCAGUGAUCAGAUCUGCUAAUAACAAAUAUGCCUAUCUGUUUGUGUAUUUACUGAUAUCUGUAUUUUUUACUUUGUCACCAUUUCCUGUCCUCUCUCUCUCUCUCUCUCUCUCUCUUUUUGUCUCUACAGUGGCAGCUCCACGGAUCUACAAGGAGCCGGUGAUUCUGUCGGGUCCUCAGAACCUGACCAUCACUGUGCACCAGACUGCCAUCUUGGAGUGCAUCGCCACUGGCAACCCUCGACCCAUCGUGUCCUGGAGUCGGCUGGGUAGGGCUCUGCCCCCUCUCACUCUACAUCACUGUCCCCUCUCACACACCCUACAUCACUGUCCAAACCCAAUACCAAAUUAUUCUACCACAGAGAGUAUUGUCUUGUAACAUCAAUUUGUUAUCGCUAACUGGUAAAAUCUAUUUGUUAUUGUCACCUCUGUGACACCUAUUAGGAUUACAGAAGUGACAGCAAACAUACACAUGAUAUAAGACUUCAAUGUUGCCUUGGUAGUUGAACAUUGACUGAACGCUGCUUUGAUAUUGUUGAGUAGUUCUGUGCUAAAUAGGUCAUCCAUGUUUGCUACAGAUGAAACCUUCAGCUCUCUAACUCUCCCCCCUUUUCUCUUUAUCUGUCUCUUCUCCUCCAGACGGGCGCUCCAUCGGGGUGGAGGGUAUCCAGGUGCUGGGUACGGGGAACCUGAUGAUCUCAGAUGCCAACCUGCAACACUCUGGGGUGUACGUGUGCUCUGCCAACCGCCCUGGCACCAGGAUGAGGCGUACCGCGCUGGGUAGACUGGUGGUGCAGGGUGAGUAGUAGUACCCAUCAAUCUCACACCAAACACACUAGUAUUGACCCUCAAAUCCCAAACACACACAAUGCAAUAUUGGCUUUGUUGAUACAGCACUUGUCAGAUCUCCCACCCCCAAAAUUAUAUCCCCCACACACCAUUACCAGCUUCCAGGAAACCACUCACCUCAAUAGACCAAUGCCUAGGCCUCCCUGGCCUAUGCUGAAUGCCCCCCUAUCUCCUACCCCGAAACACUCCUGUAGAUCUGAAAUGAGUGGAUAGGUAGAAAAAACAUGGCAGACAUUCCACCCUGCCAAUCAGGAGACAAUGUGAAACUGUUAGCAUCUGGUUCAAACCUAUGUGAUCUUUCCAGAUCUACAGAAGAGCCUGGGGGAGUAGGGGCUGGGGGUCAAUUUGAAAAUUCAUCUCAAGUCUCCCUCAGGGGAGCACCUGACCAAGCAGGAUGUAGGAUGGUGGUGAUGCUGGGGUUAUUUUGGGAAGGUCAGACUAUAUUAACCUUUGGUGGAUUUGAUCAUGAUCUUAAGGGUGAACUGACAUCCCCCAACUCUUCUGGUCACCUUUGACCUCCUGGCACGGGUCCUUGGUGUUCUGCUGUUGGCCAACAUGUUCUAUUGAAAUGGGUUGAUAUUGGGCUCCAGCUGGCCACAGAUAAAGGAGGAGAUAUCGUUUAUUGCUGAAAUGACCCUACCUCUACUUCACCGAGGCUUUCUAUACCUACCUCUCUGCUCUACCUAUUUUAGCUCAUGAUACCUUGUUUUAUACUAUAUCAUCUUGAUGGUGGUUCAUCCCAUGGAUUCAACUCACAAUUAUGCUCACACAAAUAUAAACUCAGAUGCACACUCAAACACAAACACACUCAAAUUAUAUGUGUUUGUUUGAGUUUCAGAGUGAGUGUGUAUGUGUUCAUAGUUGGAGUGUUUAGUCAGGUGAUACUUUCCUGUACAUCAGUAAUACACUGCCAAAUUACACUGUAGUACACACAUUUGUAAAUGUAUACUGGUAGCUGGUGUUAAUGGCUGAGUCUAUCAGCUUGUCCUCUCCACCCAACUCAAUCAAUCAAUAUCUGCUUUCUGUGUCUUUCAACAUCAGGGUCUGGCAUAGCACCCUUAUUGUGCUUGGUGAAUAUAUUCAUUCAUUUAUUGAUUGACUUUGUAAAAGGAACAAAGAGCAUAACUUUAUUUGAAAACAAAGAGGUCAAACCAUAACUACGUUUGGAGGAGGACAAUUGCAGUCAAUGUUCAUAUACAGAUAUGAAUCGGUUUAGUUAACCGUGCUUUUUGAUAACUUGAUCAAAACAGGUAUGUUAGUGUGGAUAAAAUUGCUGCUCUUUCUAAAACUACUCAUACAGUUAAUGUGGGGUUAGAUAACAAUCCCGUCUAUAAUGUUACCACCAUCUAUAUCAGGGACCCAGGGUAUACCCAAAUCUAACAUCAAUAAAAAAUACCAUAUUAAUUCUAGUUAACUCAAUCCCUUGAUAUCUCAUGUCAAAUACCAUCUGCCUCAAUGUGCCUGAAAGUCUCCCAAGUUCACUGAUUCUACUUAAACUUGACCAGCCUUUAGCUUCUGCAGACCUUUUCAGUGUUAUGCAGUCAAGUCUAGGGUCGGUCUGGGCUGACUUUGCAUAUUAUGGGAUGCCCAUUCAGACUUAAUUUCCCUGGCUGCGUCUGCCUCCUGACCCCCCUCCCCAAACUCAUUUGUGGCUGCCGGGGGUCAUAAAUUGGCUGCACCAGUGGACCACCUGACCAGGACAGAUGCAGGCCACAGUCAGACAAUGGCUGCAUAGCCACCAUCUGUGGGGAAGAGAAAGAGACAGAGAGAGGGGAAGAUGCAUGGAGAAAUAGAGAUACAUGUACACAUACAAUAAAUACAAGCGAGAAGGGAAACAAAUGCAUACAGAAAUAGAGUAUUGCAGUAAUCAGAUAUACACACUCAUAGACAGCAAGGAGAGAUAUACAGGGGAGCAGGGAGAGGUAGAGUAAGGGAUAAUUAAAAUAAGAAAUGAGAAAACAGACAGCGAGAAGUACAGAUGUAGGAUCUUAAUUUGAGCAGUUUGCUACAGAAGGAAAAUAAUCCUGCAGCAACAGGAAAUGUGAAUUACUUUGUGGAUUAUAAUUAAUAUACAUUUUUGUAGGGGGUUGAUAAUAAAAAAAAUCGUAAGGGGAAAAUCAAGUCUGAAAUGUUAAAGUCGAACUUACCAACAAGCCUUUUAAGAAGCCUUUUUAACCCUCAAAUACACUACAAGUGCAUUGCAGGAAAGUUUUUCUGCAACUGGGCGAUCAAAUUAAGAUCCUGCAUCUGUAGGUUGACAGAGCAAAAAAGAGAGAUAGAGGGAGAACAGAUACAGAAGAAACUGGAAAACAGAGCACUGGAAAAAGAUAAGAUAUAGAAACAGAAUAAAACAGACAAUGCUAGCAAAGCCCAAGUGCAGGAGGAGGGGGAGCAAAGUUAAUCGUGCCAGAGUGAGGGAUCACCUCUGACCUCCCACCCCUGACCCUCUCCCUGCAGGCCCUCAUGAAAUUAUGCGUGAGAUGGUUGGGGAUGGGGUUUGAGUUAUGGUGUUAGGGGGUGGAGCUAUGAUGGGGUUUUUUGGUGCUAUAGGCCUUUGAUUGGCAGGCCUUGAUAGAGUAGCGAGACGGUCCCCGCUUCACCUCCAUGGCCUGUGGGGACACUUGUCUUUGUCACAGCUGCAGGCGACAAACACAGGCAAGGCCAAGUUCAGGGGACAGAGGCCACCGAGUGCCAGACAGACACACAGAAGGGCUCAGGACACAAAGGGACACGACAGCCAUUGUAUGUUUGCAAAACAGCUUAUUCUAAGGGACGUCUAUGUGUAGGUCUACAGGCCCAUUCCCAUGGCUUCUGGUUAGCAUCCUCAUGCAUAGGGAAAGCUGAGAGUCACUUUUCAUUCACACCUUCUGAAUAUGUGCAUAAUAUUCCAGGGAAGUUAGGACAAUUCACAAUUGUCAUGUGGUGUUUGAUUGGGACCUAUGUGUUGCGUUAGAUUUUAGCCCUGGUCAUGGUCCUCUCAUUGUAUUGCUCUGAUGACACUUGAAUCAGGUUUACAGAGAGGGAAACAUAUUCAGUAUAUUUCUGGAUAGUUCAGUAUAUUUCGGUAUAGUUCUGUAUGAGAAAUGGUGCGAAACAGUUGAAAACCAAUCUAUGACUAUGAUUGGUUUUCAUGAUUGAGGACCUAAAUGUGUGUGUGACCAAAUUUGUGUGUGUGUCCAGGAUGCUGAAGACAUACAGAAACACAGAAAACUCUAGAUAGUCCAGCCACACCUUUGGUAGGCAAACAGCUAGACAGAGGGACAGGCAGACCCAAAGAAAAGCAUUCACUGCAGGUUUCUCCUCUAGUUCACUGAAAUAAUAGGAACCGCUAACCCUCAUUGAAAUAACAGGGCUUGAAUGCAUCUCUACUCUAAAUAAAUGGCCUUGCCCAUGUUCAAGUGUGAAGUGCACUCUAGCACAGGAGAGAGGGAUGCUAGAGGUUAGAUUCAUUACCCGUCCUUCCCCCAAAUGCAGUAGUAUGGAGCAGCCCCCAUUCACUCUCACAAAGGCAGCCAUCUCUUUUGCUCGCAAAUGAGUAAACCAGCAAACCUGCACCCUAACCCUAACCACGGUCCCUCUCCUCCCCCUCUUCUCUCCUCCCUCAGUCCCUUCUGCAGAGGGGCAGGCUGGGACAGCUGGGGAGCUCUCUCUGCAAACAGAAUGACAAUGACAAUGACCCUGACUGCCAUUCUGUCACCAGGCUCACACACAUAUCCACCAUUGAUUGAGUGGUUUACUCGAACUCAAUUUCAGUUCUCCACAAUGCUGGAGCUGAAGUGAAAUACACACUUAUUAAACACGUAUUCUAGACUGUUUGGAGUACUCCUGUCAGGCUAGGCAUAAGGUAUUGGACAGUUCGUUGCUGAUGGAUAUCUCUAGAGGGCCAUCUAUGGUAGCUUACUGUUUCAACUUUACUUAAACCAAUAUUUGGCCCUAUGCUUUGCUCUCAGGUGGAUUUCUGUUAGGGAGACUGUAGAAAACACUGUAAGGAGGACUAAACGUGUUCCUGUGGUAAUAUAAAAACGUUUAGCACAAUUUAUUGUCAUAUCCAAGUUCUGCUACCCUGGGAACCCUAACCGAUAUAUAUCUCCUCAAUAUCCUCAAAUCUCCACAAGAUAAAACCAAGCAUUUUUGUUUAUCUUUUCGGUACACAAGCUUUAGAGGCCCAGCUUGCGUAUCAUCUUUUAUUUUCCUGUCCUUUAUUAAUGCAAAGAGAUUUAGGCUCAGCGUCCUGGUUAGAAAUAAAAUCCAUCCCUGCCAUUGAUUAAUGGCCGCCUCAACCCCCCAUGCCCCCUGUCCCUUCACCCCUACACCCCCCACCCCCUCUCCUCUUGGUCCGCUUUUCCCAGAGUCCUGACAAUGGAUUUGUGAGCAGGCUAAUUUUUACGAGGGGGGUGGGGGUAGUAGUAGAGAUGCGUGUAGAGGGAGGCGAGGCAUCAGGUUUUUGCACACAGAUAUGUGCCAUUGUGGCAGAGAGACUGCAUCUGUCCCCCCUCUGUCCCCCUCUCCACUCGGGUGUCACGAGAGGGACGGACAGGAGUGUCGCUUUAAUUGGGGGACGAGAUGCUGCUGUCAUGGCUCAUGAACUUGAUUUUGGACUCCUUGUUUUGGCAUAUGCUCAGCUGGAGUCCGAGUCUGGACCUUGUUGGAGAUGGUGGCUCUUCAUGUUUGUGGAUUAUUUGGGGAUUUGGAUUCAGAGGCAAACACUCAUCCUGACCACAGAAAACACAGAACAGAAUGACAUUUCGUCCUUUUCAAGUCCUUUGAGUAAUAUUUGACACCUAAACUAUAUUAAUUUGAGCACAAGCAGGGUAUAUAAAAUAUUGAAUGAACCCUAGAACUUAAAUUAAGAUUGUAUCUACACAUUUGUACUUUUCCCCUUCUCUUGUACACUGUCCAUUAUCGCAAACAUAAUGUUGGCAAGUUUAUAACUCAUCUCAGUCUCACAGCCAGUAUGGUCAGUAUAACAUCAAGUCCAUCUGUGUCAAGUGCAUUGCUGAAACAUCUCUGCUGCCCUCUACUGUGCUUUAUAGUAAUUGCAAGACAUAGGCAAAACUGCACAGUCAAAGCAGCCCCUGAGCCCCAUAAUGGCAAGCAGUAUCUCAUCCCCUAUCCAUCUCCCUCCGCACCCCCUCUCAAAUAAAUGAAAUUUAAAUAAACAACAUAAUGUAAAUAUUGCAAAGCAGUCUUUGAGAUAGUAAAAGAUGGCAGAACAUUGCAUCACAUAUAUUAAUUACAUAGCACAUAGGAGAAGCUCACUCUCUUUCUUUUUCUUUCUCUCUAUUCCCAGCUCCUCCUGAGUUUUUGCAGUGGCCGCAGUCUGUCUCCAGACCAGCAGGGAGCAGUGCAGUGUUCACCUGUAUGGCCCAGGGUGUCCCCGAGCCUCACCUCAUCUGGCUGAAGAACGGCAAAAUCCUGACGCCUGGUGACAACGUCAAGCUCACCAACAAUAACAGGUACAGUAGUAUGCUUUUACUCAUCUACAUUUACUUUUAGAUCUGCCAAUAUAAGAUUAAGUAAUGUAAUUAAUACAUUCAUUACACCACCAUUAUCAUGGUCACUCCAACUCUUAACAAUGUCCUCUACCCUCCCCCCCCCACAGUACGCUGGCGGUAACGCGCAUCACCACGGAGGACGAGGCCAUCUACCAGUGUAUUGCUGAGAACAGCGCUGGCACCAACCAGGCCAGUGCCCGCCUGGCCCUCACCCAGUCCACGGAGUUGCUUGAGGCCCCCCAGGACCUGACGGCCAUGGCCCUGUCCCCCACCACCCUGCAGCUCACCUGGGCCCAGCCCUCCCCAGAGGUCACCGACGGCAUCAUCGGAUAUGUGCUGCACAUCCGCAUGUUUGGCGGUAAGGAGGCUGUUGUAAUAUAAUACUACUUCAUUGUCCAAAGUGAAUCUAUAUUUUUGCUGUCUUAUGUAAUUCAUAUGGAGAAUUGAAUAUCAUUUUUUUGCUGACACUUAUGCAUCUAGAAGUACACAAGACUGCCUCUUUUGAAUACCUUCCUGUCGUAAAAUGCAAAGAUGAUGACCUCACUUCCUGUUUCCUGUCCCCUCCAGAGCCAGACAGCAGAGAGCUGCAGGAGGCUGUCAGUAAGACCACCUUCCAGCAUGAGUUCACCACCCUGGAGCCGGCCACCACCUACUCCAUCUACCUCAAGGCCUACUCCCCUCUGGGAGCCAGCCAGCAGUCCAGCACUGUUGUGGCUACAACACUAGGGGGCGGUAGGUCAUUUAGAUAUCAUGAAAUUAAAGGAGAUAUAAGCGGUUGCAUAUCAGAGUGCCUAAUUUCUCAUGUUCCUCUAUCGCUCCUAUAUUUUCCUCUAUCUCUUUAAUUUUUCUCACCUUUCUAUCUUUUCCUGUUUCUGUCAAAUCUCUUAGUUUCAGUUUUUCACAUUUUGUUUCUGUCUAUUCGAAGCCUCACUCAUCUCUUUCCCUUUUCUCUAUCUGUCUUCUCAUGUGUGGAAUUCAAUUUGUAUGUUAAUCCCUUCAUCCUCUCUGUUUCCCUCUCUCUCUCUCCCCUCUUUCCUCUCCCCGGUCUUUCCCCUCACAGUACCCAGUUCUCCCAGUUUCUUCACCAAGGUGCUGAACAAGACGGCAAUGCAGGUGUUCUGGGAGCUGCCCAGUAAGCCGGGCAAGGUAGAGGGCUUCAAGCUGUCCUACCGCAAGGUCCCCCAGCCCAACUUCCAGGGGCAGGAAGCAUUUCCUGGUCACAUCAACACCCACACCAUCUCCCAUCUAGGUCAGUGAUGAGGCAGCAUACUACUAACCAAUGUCACUGCAGGGUCUCAGAUUGCAAUGACUCACACUGGUACCAAAAGGACCUUUGAAAUGGAAUGAAUGUAACUAAAAUCUGUGUAUUAGGGUGUUGCUUUUUAAAACUGUUUAUGGUUGAUUUUCCUAACUGUAAGCUAUAAAAAUAAAGAGAGUCGCACACUCCAUAUGUACAACCUCCCAGUAACUGGCCAUCUGUUUCAGAACCCGCUGCUGUGUAUGAGAUCCAACUGGUGGCCUACAACGGCAAUGGGGACAGCGCUGCCAACAAGCGUCUGGUUUCACUGGCUGAGAGUGGUACCAGCGCCAAGACCAGCACCGGUGAGACACAAACACUGACCUUAGGAUCAGUACCCUAUGUGUAGAGUACUGUCAAACACCAGGUGGCGAUGUGGAGCAAUGAUGAUCUCUAGUCAGUUUGUGUGUCAGGGGUACAUUUUUUAUUUUAGUAAUUUAUCCAGAGCCUCUAACAGUCUUCUUGGGUCUUCCUCGAGUCUUCUUGGGUAUGACGCUACCAGCUUGCCACACCCGUAUUUGGGGAUUUUCUCCCAUUCUUCUCUGCAGAUCCUCUCAAGCUUUGUCAGGUUGGAUGGGGAGCGUCGCUGCACAGCUAUUUUCAGGUCUCUACAGAGAUGCUCGAACGGGUUCAAGUCCGGGCUCUGGCUGGGCCACUCAAGGACAUUCAGAGACUUGUCCCGAUGCCACUCCUGCGUUGUCUUGGCUGUGUGCUUAGGGUCGUUGUCCUGUUGGAAGGUGAACCUUCGCCCCAGUCUGAGGUCCUGUGCGCUCUGGAGCAGGUUUUCAUCAAGGAUCUCUCUGUACUUUGCUCCGUUCAUCUUUGCCUCGAUCCUGACUAGUCUCCCAAUCCCUGCCACUGAAAAACAUCCCCACAGUAUGAUGCUACCACCACAAUGCUUCACUGUAGGGAUGGUGCCAUGUUUCAAUCUUGGUUUCAUCAGACCAGAGAAGAGUCCUUUAGGUGCCUUUUGGCAAACUCCAAGAGGGCUGUCAUGUGCCUUUUACUGAGGAGUGGCUUCCGUCUGGCCACUCUACCAUAAAGGCCUGAUUGGUGGAGUGCUGCAGAGAUGGUUAUCCUUCUGGAAGGUUCUCCCAUCUCCACAGAGGAACUCUGGAGCUCUGACAGAGUGACCAUCGGGUUCUUGGUCACCUCCCUGACCAAGGCCCUUCUCCCCCGAUUGCUCAGUUUGGCCAGGCGGCCAGCUCUAGGAUGAGUCUUGGUGGUACCAAACUUCUUCCAUUUAAGAAUGAUGGAGGCCACUGUGUUCUUGGGGACCUUCAAUGCUUCAGAAAUGUUUUGGUACCCUUCCCCAGAUCUGUGCCUCGACACAAUCCUGUCUCGGAGCUCUACGGACAAUUCCUUCAACCUCAUGGCUUGGUUUCUGCUCUGACAUGCACUGUCAACUGUGGGACCUUAUAUAGACAGGUGUGUGCCUUUCCAAAUCGUGUCCAAUCAAUAAAUUUGACCACAAGUGGACUCCAAUCAAGUUGUAGAAACAUCUCAAGGAUGAUCAAUGGAAACAGGAUGCACCUGAGCUCCAUUUCGAGUCUCAUAGCAAAGGGUCUGAAUACUUAUGUAAAUAAGGUAUUUUUUUUAAUUUUUUAUACAUUUGCAAAAAUGUAUAAAAACCUGUUUUCGCUUUGCCGUUAUGGGGUAUUGUGUGUAGAUUGAUGAGGAAAAUAUUAAUUAAAUCAAUUUUAGAAUAACGCUGUAACAUAACAAAAUGUGGAAAAAGGGAAGGGGUCUGAGUACUUUCCGAAAUGCAUUGUAAAUUACCUAAAUUACCAUAGAUUGCCAUAUAUUUUCUGUUAAUUACCUAAAUUACUUUGGUAAAUUACCAGUGGCUUUGCAAACCUAGUCAGGGGAUAUAUGUAAAAACAUAUACUCAUCCUGGAUAAGUGUGUCAGCUAUAUUAUGAAAAGAUAAAUGUAAUGUAAAUCUCUUUAGUUAAACUUUCAGAUCACAGAAAGAACAUGUCAGUGUGGGUCUGCACAGAUGUUUGUCAAGUAUAUACAGUGAGGGAAAAAAGUAUUUGAUCCUCUGCUGAUUUUGUAAGUUUUCCCACUGACAAAUAAAUGAUCAGUCUAUAAUUUUAAUGGUAGGUUUAUUUGAACAGUGAGAAACAGAAUAACAACAAAAAAAUCCAGAAAAACGCAUGUCAAAAAUGUUAUAAAUUGAUUUGCAUUUUAAUGAGGGAAAUAAGUAUUUGACCCCUCUGCAAAACAUUACUUAGUACUUGGUGGCAAAACCCUUGUUGGCAAUCACAGAGGUCAGACAUUUCUUGUAGUUGGCCACCAGAUUUGCACACAUCUCAGGAGGGAUUUUGUCCCACUCCUCUUUGCAGAUCUUCUCCAAGUCAUUAAGGUUUCGAGGCUGACGUUUGGCAACUCGAACCUUCAGCUCCCUCCACAGAUUUUCUAUGGGAUUAAGGUCUGGAGACUGGCUAGGCCAUUCCAGGACCUUAAUGUGCUUCUUCUUGAGCCACUCCUUUGUUGCCUUGGCCGUGUGUUUUGGGUCAUUGUCAUGCUGGAAUACCCAUCCACGACCCGUUUUCAAUGCCCUGGCUGAGGGAAGGAGGUUCUCACCCAAGAUUUGAUGGUACAUCGUCCCUUUGAUGCAGUGAAGUUGUCCUGUCCCCUUAGCAGAAAAACACCCCCAAAGCAUAAUGUUUCCACCUCCAUGUUUGACGGUGGGGAUGGUGUUCUUGGGGUCAUAGGCAGCAUUCCCCCUCCUCCAAACACAGUGAGUUGAGUUGAUGCCAAAGAGCUCCAUUUUGGUCUAAUCUGACCACAACACUUUCACCCAGUUCUCCUCUGAAUCAUUCAGAUGUUCAUUGGCAAACUUCAGACAGGCUUGUAUAUUUGCUUUCUUGAGCAGGGGGACCUUGCGGGCGCUGCAGGAUUUCAGUCCUUCACGGCGUAGUGUGUUACCAAUUGUUUUCUUGGUGACUAUGGUCCCAGCUGCCUUGAGAUCAUUGACAAGAUCCUCCCGUGUAGUUCUGGGUUGAUUCCUCACCGUUCUCAUGAUCAUUGCAACUCCACGAGGUGAGAUCUUGCAUGGAGCCCCAGGCCGAGGGAGACUGACAGUUCUUUUGUGUUUCUUCCAUUUGCGAAUAAUCGCACCAACUGUUGUCACCUUCUCACCAAGCUGCUUGGCGAUGGUCUUGUAGCCCAUUCCAGCCUUGUGUAGGUCUACAAUCUUGUCCCUGACAUCCUUGGAGAGCUCUUUGGUCUUGGCCAUGAUGGAGAGUUUGGAAUCUGAUUGAUUGAUUGCUUCUGUGGACAGGUGUCUUUUAUACAGGUAACAAGCUGAGAUUAGGAGCACUCCCUUUAAGAGUGUGCUCCUAAUCUCAGCUCGUUACCUGUAUAAAAUACACCUGGGAGCCAGAAAUCUUUCUGAUUGAGAGGGGGUCAAAUACUUAUUUCCCUCAUUAAAAUGCAAAUCAAUUUAUAACACAUGCGUUUUUCUGGAUUUUUUUGUUGUUAUUCUGUCUCUCACUGUUCAAAUAAACCUAGUACACAAGGACAGGGAAUGUGUUUUUUGGGUACUUUUGUUUUCAACUCUUUCUGGGUGUAAUUAGUUCACAAUAUUUACCUCAUUAUAUUAAAGUUAAAGCAGAUCGCUGUAUCAACACCACAGAUGGUGUGAGUCAUGGCGUUUGUGUGGGUGUGUGUGCGUAUGAAUGUGUACCCCACUACUGUUUCUCCACUAACACAACCCAUUUUUGUGUGUGUUUGUCCAGGUGGGCAGAGCCCAUGUAAUUGCAGGCAGGAUGACGAGGGGUCCAUGACUGGCAUUGUGGUGGGAAUCCACAUUGGCAUGGCAUGCAUCAUCUUCUGUGCGCUGUUCCUCAUGUUUGGCUACCGCCGCAGGUAAGGAGGCACUUUUUGGUCAAAUUGAAUAUGGUAGCAGAAUAUGUUUUGAAUAUGUUUUUAUAGUAAUAGGAAGUGUAAUAACUCUAGAUUUUAAUUUGCACAUUGCUUUAUUUAUUAUUGCCUGGAUAUUGAGUCACUUUGACUCGAGGACAUGGGUCUCAUGCCAUGUUUGAAUGCUUCUCUCCCAGCUUCUUCUGCAGGAAGGGGACCCAAGAUGGCUGGUCAGGGCCCCGAGGAGGAGACAGGAACCAGCGGGCUGGCUCACCAAAAGAGGGGGUGAUCCGCAUGCCCGAGGUCAUUGAAUUAGUGCCUCAGGUAAGGAGCUGUAAUAUGCACAAUUCUACAAAUAUUAUACAUCAUACACACUCACAGUUCUAGCUUUCUGUGUCCUAUGGAGCGGUUAGUAUAAUAAUAACCAUCCUUCUCUUUUCUGCCUGUAGAGAUGUGACUCUAUCACUGCUCCAGUGAUGGUUGUUAAGGGUCAAGCCCUCCCAGCGCAGUGCCAAGUCCUCAUCGAGCAGCCCCCACCAUGCCAGCCUGGCACAGGCACCGGCUAAAGCACCCAAACACCACUCCACUUACCUCCCCCAACCCCAGUCCCUUUACCCUGAGUAAUGAAUGGCUGUUCUAUGGUUCCUCCACCUCACCUGCCCACCAACGCCUUAGCCAUAGUCUGCCUAUUGCAGCGUCCAGCCAUAGUUCUAGCAAUGAAUGAGAGAGAGAGAUUGAGAAUGAAAUUGAGAGUAAGAGAUGAUGUGUUGAGGACUUCUGUUGAAUGUCCAAUACCACAAAGGAAAAAAUGUAUUUCUUAAUAGCUUCAAGUAAAAACAAAGUAGAACCAAUGUAGUACCAAUGUAGUCAUGAGUAACUAUUGAGAUUUUAACCCCAUUUCUAGUCAACUUACUGUCUUGUGUCUUUUACACUAAAGCUGAAAGCUUUUUUUUUACAUUUUAUUUUUAGUAUUGAUAGCCAUAGAAGAAAUGGGCACAGACCAUUUAUUAUUCAAGAUUACUCAUUAGGUAAAAUGCUGCUUGCUCAUCUCUGAAGAAAACUGCAAAUUACUAUAGUCCUUAUACAUUCUGUGUGCAUCUUCUUAAAACCGAAACCCAUAAAUAGCUUCAUUUUAUGUAAUUUUAAGUUAAUCGCCAAUGGUGCCAUUUUCAGGUUCUGCCAAAAACAGAUAGAUAUACUGAGGCCUUUUACCAGUUUGAACAGUGAACGUGGCUCUCAGAUUAUUUGAUAUUGAGCUUGAGUCAUUGGAUGAGAUAGAAAGUCUAUUAGUCUCCAUCUUACAUUGAGGCCAGUACCAAAGUGAUUUCUAUGUUCAGCUUGUGAAACAGUAGAUAUAGUGAAUGUUGUCAGUCGAUAGGUUUUCUCUGGUUAGCUCCACAAGAUUGUACCUCAGGGCUACGUAACGUAGUCUGCUUUAGCCUUGCCGAACCUGACUGAGUUGAUAGUUUGUCUCACCGUGUUAGCCUUGAGGCGGUCCGGUGUCAAGGGAUCACAGAUUCAGCCAUUUUUGUUCAACCCCUAUCCCAAACUCUUUGUUACCUUUCUGCUCCCCCACCAAAACGUUUUACCUCCAAAGAUAGCUACCUCAGCCUGACGAGAACGUCAGAGCUAUCAAGGUAACCAUUUUGCCUGUCGUGCUGCUGGUCAAGCAUACCUACCUCAACCAAAAGGGUACUUCUGUACCCCCUUUUCCUUUUUCUUUUUGGGUGCCAAUGUCAGUCCUGUGCCAGCUGCCACUCCUUGUGUUCAGAGGGUGGUACACUCUUCGAUUCCUUCCUGUCAAGAAAAGAAGGAGGCCUUGGAUUGUGAUUGAAUGUCACUGGGCCCAAUUUCUACCCAGAAUGUAACUGGUUGGAUCUGUGGGUCUGCAAGUUCACUUAUGUUGUUUGACAUUGUAUGAUUCCUGAUCGCCGAUUCUCUGCUUGAAUCUACUGCCAGCUCCUAACCCUGCUAUUGGGUCUCAACAAUUUGUCCAAACCCUGAACUUCUGCCUUAAUUUUAAGCGGGUCAUUCAGAGUUGGGCCACUUCAGCUACUGACAUGCAGUAUGGAAGCACAUGGCUAUGAUUCAAGCACAUAUUCUACCUCAGACUCAGCAGCUUCACAAAUGGGUGAUGGAGAGACCACCAUCAUUGAUGAUGUCACAACAAGCUGUCAAGAACAACACACAUGUCUCCUCAGUCAAACAGGGAAAGCGAGAUGAAUGUCUCUUUAUUAAGGCACCACCUGCUGCUGCCACCAUCUCAUCUCGCUGGAGGAAGACAUGUGCAACAGGAAACAAAGUUGGAAGCCUGACAGAAAGUGAGUGAUAAAUAUGAACUCACAGCUUUUUUUCGACUUUGCAUGAAAGUAUGGACAUUAAGGAACAUAAAGCCCAAGUUUCACCAUUCCGUUAUGGAUGAAUUUGCUGACGUUCUUGCCCUUUCCUGCAGAAUUCCAAAAUGUAAUUAUAAAUGUAUUUUGUUGCUGAGACGGCCAUUUUCAGGAAGCUUUCUGUCACCAACUAAAGAUGAUUGGUUUGCAGUGCGUCAAAUACCUUUGUUGUCAUUGGAACCUGUUGUUCAGCAGACCAUGGUUCAAUUUCUCGAGUGACUAAUUUGUCUUGUAUUUUGUCUUCAUGUGUAUUCAUAUUCAAUUCUUACCUCACACUCACAAGGCAUGAAUGACACUAGCUUUUGUCGUAGACCGCUGUUUCAACAAAACUUUCAAAAUAUUCUAUGAAAACCAAGUCGAACGAUAUCCAAAGAUGUGUGAUUGUUACGGUUUUCAGUCUUUCCUUGAUUAAAUUUAAAUUAACCUUUUCCCCCCCAAAAAAAGUUGUUUUCAGUUGGGUUCCUGUUUUAAGGGGCUGCCAUUAGCCAAUGACGAGACAAACUAAGAAACACACAAGCAAGCUUACACCAACAGCUUACAUAAACCAAAAAAAACUAAUUCAAUGAUAAUUCAUGAAACCACCUGUAACACUGUAAAAUGUUCACUGGUUGUUUUUCAUGUGUUUCACUGACAGACCACUUGAGACAUGGAAUUCCACACAUUUUCAGUUUCUUUUCAAUAUAACAUUUUACUUUGAAAACCGAAAAUGGGAUAUAUAUUUUCAUAUAUUGUUAAAAGAAGGAUGGAGUUGAAAUUGCCAAAUAACUGUCCUUUGAAUUAUAGAAAUACUAUGACCAAAUAACUCAUACAUAUUCGAACAUUUAAAUAAUUGAUGUUCCAUUUAUUAAUGACCUAAGCACAGGAAUAUCUGUGUUGUUCAAAAAUAUUGUGGUAGAGCACCGCCUUUCCCCCUUUUGUAACUACUGACUAAAAUUCCAGUCAAUUUGCUGGAGAUACUCGGGCAAGUCUCCAUCAAGCAUAAGAGGAUUCCAUUUAAGUAAAUUUGUUUUCAGAUCCUCAAAAUAUAUUGUGUUGUAACUGUUUGAAUGGCUGUGAAAGACUUAGCCUCAAUACAAGUUGUGUCUCUAUUUUGUGUGGAGGCCCAUCUUUCAUUGCCAGUUUCUGAAUCUAGUAUUCUGUGCAGAAUUGGAUUAGCUACCACCACAUACCCUAAUAAAGCCACAUAGUGCCACUGUCCUCAAGGUUCUAGAUCAACUGUUUACUCCAGGUAUCACUGAUGCCUUCCUUUUUUUUUUUUUUUACUGUGAAUACCUUAUCUACCAUUUUUUUUCUAUUUGAGUAUGAUAUGUGUGAUACCAAAAGGAAAAAAAUUGCGGUCAAUAUUUUAUUAUUUGAAUAACAAGACAUAAGUUGACCCAAUAUUUCUUUGAACAAAACAAAACAUUUUGAAAAGAAUAGGAUGCUAACAAUAAGUUUGGCUUUUCUUUUUAUAGAACAUUCCUUCUUCUUUCCUUUUAUACAUUUUCCCUCUCAAGGCUGUCCUGCUGUGUAUGGGAAAUCUUGCCAAAAUUAAGACCUAUUAAUGAGUUCCUUUUUUAAAUGUUAUUAUUGUUAUUAAUAUUAUAAUUAUUGGCAUUUUUGGAUUCCCUACCUUUGAUUUUCAUAUUGGUUGGCUAUUUUAGUUUCUGUUUUAUUUGUAGUUGAAUGAUGUGGGAAAUGUUUGCUAGAAAUUUGAGAAUUUAAAAAAGAAUGGUGUGUUGUCAGCAAAAGGUAGUGUAAAAAGCAGCAUUUUGACAUUGAAGGAACGAUACCUCAAACUGUCGUGCAUUCUCCAAAUGUAUAUUCCCUCUCUUAACUCCUUUAGCAGCAGCUCAGCACCAACCAUGUUAAGUUAAUUUGCAAAGAUGGACACUUGCCAUACUAAAAUAAGCCAUAUAGGAGUUUUCCUAUGCCAUAAUUGACACCACUGUUGUGUAUUACAGUCCAUACUUUGAUAUCAGGUUACUGAAUUGGAACCUAUCAAUUGAGUACAGUAUUUCUUGAUGCCAGACGCACAACCUACCUCUUGCUAAAAAUUUACACAUAGUUGAAAAAACCCUGAAAUGUAGUGAAUAAAUGCUUGAACCAAUGAAAAAACCAAUGCUUUAAUGUUCCUACUUUUCUCUAAAAAAACAUUCCUUUUUGUGUGUCAUAAGAACCCCCCCCACCCAAAGCUUUAAACUGCUUUUAAACUAGUUACAGACCAGAUGAGAGGAAGACGUGUAUAAUGUGAACUAUUAUAGCAUAACUAGAGGCCGUAACGUUGAUCAUUUGUUGGUUUUUUUCAAACUGUACAAAUGGAUCGUUGUUUGGUUAUUAAUUGAAUUGAACUAACGCAGAGUAAGAUCACAUUGUAGUUGUUUUUGUCCCUGACUUUUAUACCAUAGGUCUCUGGUUGAUAUGACUGUUUGAAUAUGUAAACUGUUUCUUUAUGUUUCUCCUUCUUUCAGAUGAAAUGA